Messenger RNA from Nelumbo nucifera (sacred lotus), 4160 nucleotides. RefSeq names its product protein EXPORTIN 1A. Gene Ontology annotation, biological process: protein export from nucleus; ribosomal large subunit export from nucleus; ribosomal small subunit export from nucleus. Gene Ontology annotation, molecular function: nuclear export signal receptor activity; small GTPase binding. NCBI's taxonomy places the organism in Eukaryota, Viridiplantae, Streptophyta, Magnoliopsida, Proteales, Nelumbonaceae. The record is from RefSeq and is a predicted model, not a curated record. Gene Ontology annotation, cellular component: cytoplasm; nucleus.
GAAUUAAAGAAAGUAUAAUAUUUCGUAUUCAUUUCCCCCCAAAAGUUUCUUCUAGAAAUUCUCUGGCAAUUCCGAAAUUCCGCUACAAACCGGUGGCAUUUUACUUCCGCGUAGCUUACUUUUCCCCUAAUCUCAUACAUUCGAGGAGCCCAGGAUUUCAACUAGGGACUGUGAUUUUGGGAGACACCAAGGCAGAGUUUACUGGCUGAAAACAUAUAAAAGAGAAGGGGGGAAAACCCAUUUCAAAGUCGUUUCUUCUCUCUGCUUCAUUUUGAAGCUCGGUUCGGCCUUGACUCUUGAAGCCGAGGAUUUAGGGUUUACGAGGGUUUCUAGGGUUUUUAAGCUCUAUUCGGUUUUGUUCGGGACUGUGUUGGAGUUUGAGGUUCGUAUUCAGUCAUGGCCGCGGAGAAACUUAGGGAUUUGAGCCAGCCGAUCGAUGUACCAUUGUUGGACGCCACAGUUGCGGCGUUCUAUGGGACGGGAUCCGAGAAGGAGAGAACGGCUGCGGAUCAGAUAUUGCGGGAUUUACAGAAGAACCCAGAUAUGUGGCUGCAAGUAGUUCACAUUCUACAGAAGUCACAGAACUUGAACACCAAGUUCUUUGCUCUUCAGGUUCUAGAAGGUGUUAUCAAGUACCGGUGGAAUGUUUUGCCUGCAGAACAACGAGAUGGAAUGAAAAAUUAUAUAUCAGAAGUCAUUGUACAGCUUUCAAGUAAUGAAGCAUCUUUUCGGCAGGAAAGGCUUUAUGUCAAUAAACUCAAUAUUAUAUUGGUCCAGAUUCUGAAGCAUGAGUGGCCAGCCAGAUGGAGAAGUUUUAUUCCUGAUCUUGUUGCAGCGGCAAAAACUAGUGAAACAAUAUGUGAGAACUGCAUGGCUAUAUUGAAGCUUCUCAGUGAAGAGGUAUUUGAUUUUUCAAGAGGGGAAAUGACUCAGCAGAAGAUUAAGGAGCUUAAGCAGUCAUUAAAUAGUGAGUUUCAACUCAUUCAUGAGUUAUGCUUAUAUGUACUAUCGGCAUCACAAAGGACUGAACUUAUACGAGCAACGCUUGCGACGUUGCAUGCUUUCCUUUCAUGGAUUCCUCUGGGCUAUAUUUUUGAAUCUCCACUGCUUGAAAUACUGCUUAACUUCUUUCCAGUGGCAUCAUAUAGAAAUCUUACAAUCCAGUGUUUGACAGAGGUUGCAGCUCUUCAAUUUGGUGACUACUAUGAUGCACAAUAUGUUAAAAUGUAUAACAUUUUUAUGGUGCAAGUACAGACAAUUCUUCCACCUGCAACAAACAUACCUGAUGCUUAUGCCCAUGGUUCCAGUGAGGAGCAGGCGUUUAUUCAGAACCUGGCAUUGUUCUUUACUUCAUUGUACAAGGCACAUAUUAGAGUACUUGAAUCCACUCCAGAAAGUAUAUCUGCACUACUUAUGGGUCUUGAAUAUCUGAUUGGCAUUUCGUAUGUUGAUGAUACCGAGGUUUUUAAGGUCUGUUUGGACUAUUGGAAUUCUUUAGUUUUGGAGUUGUUUGAUGCACACCAUAAUGUGGAUAACAUUGCAGCUGCUGCAAGCAUGAUGGGGCAUCAGAUGCCAUUUGGUUCUGGUAUGGUUGAUGGUCUAGGAUCACAACUUUUCCAAAGACGACAGCUCUAUGCCACUCCAAUGUCAAAGUUGAGGAUGCUGAUGAUAUGUCGUAUGGCCAAGCCUGAAGAGGUUUUGAUUGUUGAGGAUGAAAAUGGGAAUAUUGUGCGUGAGACUAUGAAAGACAAUGAUGUUCUUGUUCAAUACAAGAUCAUGAGGGAAACACUGAUCUAUUUGUCACAUCUUGAUCAUGAUGACACUGAGCAGCAGAUGCUGAAGAAGUUAAAUAAACAAUUAAAUGGUGAGGAUUGGACAUGGAAUACUUUAAACACAUUGUGCUGGGCAAUAGGAUCUAUCUCUGGGUCCAUGAUGGAGGAUCAGGAAAACAGAUUUCUUGUUAUGGUCAUUCGUGAUCUUCUGAACUUAUGUGAAGUUACGAAGGGAAAAGAUAACAAAGCUGUUAUUGCUAGUAACAUUAUGUAUGUAGUUGGGCAAUAUCCUAGGUUUUUAAGAGCACACUGGAAGUUUCUGAAAACUGUUGUGAACAAGUUGUUUGAAUUCAUGCAUGAAACACAUCCGGGAGUUCAGGAUAUGGCUUGCGACACAUUUCUGAAAAUUGUUCAGAAAUGCAAACGUAAAUUUGUUAUUGUACAGGUUGGGGAAAGUGAACCAUUUGUUUCUGAACUUUUGACUGGUCUUCCAGCAACAGUUGCAGAUCUUGAACCUCACCAGAUCCAUACAUUUUAUGAAUCUGUUGGUCAUAUGAUUCAGGCAGAAUCUGAUCCUCAGACGAGGGAUGAGUAUCUACAAAGGCUCAUGGAACUUCCAAAUAGGAAAUGGGCUGAAAUUAUUGGACAGGCACGCCAGAGUGUGGAUUUUCUCAAGGAUCAAGAUGUUAUCAGAACUGUACUUAACAUUUUGCAGACAAAUACCAGUGUUGCAAGCUCACUUGGGACAUACUUCUUAUCUCAAAUUUCAAUUAUCUUUCUGGACAUGCUUAAUGUGUACAGAAUGUAUAGUGAGCUUGUAUCAAAAAGCAUUGCAGAAGGUGGGCCCUAUGCCUCUAAGACAUCUAUUGUAAAACUCCUGCGAUCAGUUAAGAGGGAGACUUUGAAGCUCAUUGAGACAUUUUUGGACAAAGCUGAAGAUCAACCACAAAUUGGAAAACAAUUUGUGCCGCCAAUGAUGGAUCCUGUUCUUGGUGACUAUGCUAGAAAUUUGCCUGAUGCAAGGGAGUCUGAAGUUUUGUCACUUUUUGCCACUAUUAUAAAUAAGUACAAGGGAGUAAUGACAGAAGAUGUUCCUCGCAUAUUUGAGGCAAUUUUUGAGUGCACACUAGAGAUGAUUACUAAGAACUUUGAAGAUUACCCAGAGCAUCGCCUAAAAUUCUUUUCAUUGUUGCGUGCAAUUGCAACCCAUUGUUUUCCUGCAUUGAUCCGCCUGUCAAGUCAGCAACUCAAGCUUGUCAUGGAUUCGAUCAUAUGGGCUUUUCGGCAUACUGAAAGGAAUAUUGCCGAAACUGGUCUUAACCUUUUAUUGGAGAUGUUGAAGAAUUUCCAGGCUUGUGAGUUUUGCAAUCAAUUCCACCGAACUUACUUUUUGACAAUUGAGCAAGAAAUUUUUGCAGUCUUAACAGACACAUUCCAUAAACCUGGUUUCAAGCUGCAUGUAUUGGUGUUACAGCACCUGUUUUGCCUGGUGGACUCUGGUGCACUGAAAGAGCCUUUGUGGGAUGCUUCAACUGUUCCUUAUCCAUAUCCCAACAACAUGAUAUUUGUUCGUGAAUGCACCAUAAAACUUUUGGGUGAAGCAUUUCCUAACAUGACCACAGCAGAGGUCACUCAUUUUGUAAAUGGGUUGUUUGAAUCAAGGAACGAUCUCUCCACAUUUAAGAAUCGCAUCCGUGACUUCCUUGUGCAGUCGAAAGAGUUCUCAGCUCAGGAUAACAAAGAUCUCUAUGCUGAAGAAGCAGCAGCUCAGAGAGAGAGAGAGCGUCAGAGGAUGCUUACUAUUCCAGGGCUUAUUGCUCCUAAUGAGCUGCAAGAUGAGAUGGUAGACUCAUAGCUGACAGGGUGAUCUAUCAUAGUGCUAAUCCAUUGUGCCUUCCUCCAAAAUUUCAGAGGGGUGCUUUGUAUCGAUUACCAGGUUUUCUUUGGAGGUGAGCAGAUCGACAUCCUUCAAUUUUAUUUUUCUUUUCCCCAAAUUUUCUUGGUAGAUUGGUGGAUCGUGAAGGCACUCCCCACUGGAAGGGCCGUCUGCGUUGCUGUUGAUACAUGCAGGACAAUAGUGUUGAAGUUGUAAGUAGUGGGUAGCUCUUCUUGGAAUAUAUGCUAAUGUAGAGAUAAGCAAGCCAUUUUCUGGCUGUCUUUGAAUCCGGUCUGAUGUUUUGUGUUUGUUACUGGAGCCUGGAGGCAUUACAAAGCUAGUGAUGUCUCAGCUGUUUGAAAUGCCUCUUUAGAUCGAUUGGUGAUUCAACAUAGUUUUACUGUAUACUAACUCAGCGGGGGAUUGCAGAAAUGAUUCUGUUUCUGCUAAAAACUAUAUUGUAUUUUGUUACUUUUGUUAAUGGUUGAAGAAGCUUCAUUUUUUUCUCCGUA